GCUAAAAAUGUUGAAUUUGUUUACUCAUGCCGUAAACGACGAAUCAACUGUCCCUCCCUACUAUUAUAGCGUUGAACCAGAGGUAGCGAGAGAGAUGCGGUUGCUCUUAGAAUCGCUUCUCUUGAUGUUAGUGUUGGCAAACAGCUAAAAAGCUGGAGGAGAAGGUAGAUUAGGAUCACAGCUGCAGCUAGCGCCCCCAAACCCACCACCUAUCCGCACCCAUGGCUUCUUCUCCGGCCAACUGCCCGCCGUUUGAAUUCGCUGCUCAGUAUUACUCUGGCGCCGCCGGUAGCUGUGUGAGGCAGAGUAGCUUCUUUGGAGGCAAGCCUGUGCUGAAUCAAGGAGUUGGGUACUCCGUUAUUCUUGGGUUUGGGGCCUUCUUCGCCUUCUUUACCUCCUUCCUGGUUUGGCUUGAGAAGCGAUAUGUUGGAUCUCGGCACACAUCAGAGUGGUUCAACACUGCAGGGAGGAAUGUUAAAACAGGACUUAUUGCUAGUGUGAUUGUAUCUCAGUGGACUUGGGCUGCUACAAUUUUACAAAGCUCUAAUGUUGCCUGGCAGUACGGAGUUAGCGGUCCUUUCUGGUACGCCAGUGGGGCUACCAUCCAGGUACUACUAUUUGGUGUUAUGGCUAUAGAGAUCAAAAGAAAAGCCCCAUAUGCUCAUACUGUGUGUGAAAUUGUGAAAGCCCGAUGGGGGACUGCUGCUCAUCUUGUCUUUCUUACUUUUUGCUUCUUGACAAAUACCAUCGUAACAGCCAUGCUUCUUCUUGGUGGUUCUGCUGUUGUGAAUGCACUCACAGGAGUGAACAUUUAUGCUGCAAGUUUUCUCAUUCCACUUGGCGUAAUUGUGUACACCCUAGCUGGGGGACUAAAAGCCACCUUCUUGGCAAGCUACAUACACUCUGUAAUAGUGCACGUGGUUUUAGUCGUCUUUGUCUACUUAGUUUACACGGCAAGCAGUGAGCUUGGUAGCCCAACUGUAGUAUACGAUCGUCUACUAGAGGUUGCGAGCAAAUCAAGAGUAUGUCAGGAGCCACUCUCCCAUGAUGGGCAAUCUUGCGGUCCGGUCCAUGGGAAUUACAAAGGCUCUUACCUCACAAUGUUGAGUUCUGGAGGGCUCGUUUUUGGGAUAAUUAAUAUUGUUGGCAACUUCGGUACUGUGUUUGUUGACAAUGGAUAUUGGGUGAGUGCGAUUGCUGCUCGACCUUCGUCAACUCAUAAGGGAUAUUUGUUGGGCGGGCUGGUCUGGUUUGCUGUGCCAUUCUCUCUGGCAACGUCACUUGGCCUAGGAGCCCUGGCCCUUGAUUUACCUAUAACAGCAAGUGAAGCUAGCCAUGGACUUGUUCCUCCUGCAACAGCUAUUGCUUUGAUGGGGAAAGGAGGAUCUGUUCUCCUACUUACUAUGCUUUUUAUGGCUGUGACAUCUGCGGGUUCAUCUGAACUAAUAGCAGUCUCGUCUCUAUGCACAUACGACAUCUAUCGCACUUACAUAAAGCCAGACGCAUCCGGAAAGCAAAUCCUCAAAGUGUCAAGGGGAGUUGUCCUCGCCUUUGGCUGCUUCAUGGGUAUUUUAGCAGUAAUAUUAAACAAGGCCGGAGUUUCCCUAGGUUGGAUGUACCUUGCCGUGGGAGUGUUUGUUGGCUCAGCCGUCAUUCCCAUCGCUUUCAUGCUCCUCUGGAGCAAAGCAAAUGCAAUCGGAGCCAUCCUCGGGCCCAUCAUUGGUUGUGUCCUUGGAAUAAUCACUUGGUUGUCGGUUGCGAGGGUUGAGUAUGGAAGGGUUAAUCUUGACACAACCGGAAGGAAUGCUCCGAUGCUUGCUGGGAAUCUUGUGUCUAUUCUUGUUGGUGGGGCUGUUCACACUGUGUUUAGUCUUUUGUGGCCUCAGAACUACGAGUGGGAUACUACGAAGAAGAUAACUAUGGUGGAGAAGGAAAAGAGUGAGUUGCCGGUGGAGGAGUUCAAGGAGGAAAAGCUGGUUAAAGCAAAAGCAUGGAUAGUGAAAUGGGGUGUUGGUUUUACUGUUGUGAUUGUUUUUUUGUGGCCACUGCUGUCUCUUCCUGCAGGGAGAUUCAGUAAGGGUUACUUCACAUUCUGGGCAAUUAUAGCAAUAGCAUGGGGUACCAUAGGUUCAGCUGUUAUUAUCGUCUUGCCCUUGAUGGAAAGCUGGAAAACGAUCCAAAGCGUCGUUCUCGGCAUGUUUACGAAUGACAGGCUGAUGGAAAAGGUAGAAGAACUGAAUUUCAAGCUGCACACUAUCAUGUCGGCAAUGCCCGAAGCAGAAAGACUUUACUUGCUUGAGAAAGAGAAGGCCAAGAAAGAAGAUGCAUCAGAGCCAGAUGAUCACAUUGUCCCUUCCUAAUACAUCUCUCUCCCUUUUAAUCCCGGCAUAGCUAACUGGGAAUUCAAGUGGAAGUGCAAAAUUCCCCUUGGAUCAUUGGAUCAAGAAGUUGGUAUCAUAAAGGGUGUUUGUGGGCUUUGAUUUAGCUACUUGGGUGAGGGGAAGAAAAUGAUGGUUAUUGUUGAGGUUUUUUUUUUUUUUUUUUUUUUUUUGAUCCGGUUAUUGUUGAGGUUUGAUCCUGAUUUUUGUAAAGCUGCAAGUAUAAGUGAUUGUAAUUAUACAAUAAUGUAAAGAUUGUUUAAUGCCUGGGGAAAAAUCCUUCCUAAAAGGAUGAAUAUUUUUUCUUCAGAAUCU
Molecule: messenger RNA, 2693 nt
Organism: Rhododendron vialii
Lineage: Eukaryota; Viridiplantae; Streptophyta; Magnoliopsida; Ericales; Ericaceae
Product: urea-proton symporter DUR3
Exons: 9
Coding region: 222-2360 (712 amino acids)
Biological process (GO): urea transmembrane transport
Cellular component (GO): plasma membrane
Molecular function (GO): urea transmembrane transporter activity
Source: RefSeq, a predicted model, not a curated record